Candidula unifasciata is the source of this 963-nucleotide messenger RNA. The record is from the annotation of a GenBank genome assembly. Lineage: Eukaryota; Metazoa; Mollusca; Gastropoda; Stylommatophora; Geomitridae.
AUGGCCCUCAGGAGGGGAUUGCCUCGGGGAUCUAAUCUCGGUGUAAUGUUGCUUGCCACCCAGGUUUUGGGCUUUGGAAUGGAUAAAAUACCUCCUGCUACGCUAGCUCUGAUUGUUGGACAGACGGCCAUCUUCCUGGAUAUGUUUCCAAAAUUAUUUCCAACAGUAGACACAGUGUGCCUGAAUCCGUUUAUGGUGUAUCACAAUAAGGAAUGGCGGAGGUUAGUCCUGGGUGCCCUGAGCCAUGGCUCCGACAUGCACCUCUACUACAACAUGCUGAGUCUUUUCUACAAAGGCAGCUGGUUAGAGAAGCGGUUUGGCACCGUGUAUUUUGUGUACCUCAUCAGCAUUUUUACCGUUCUGACAAGCAUUGUGUACAUUGGGCUAGAGCUUCUACUGGGUAACAUGUUAUCCUGUGCUGUUGGAUUUUCAGGCGUGCUGUUUGCCAUCAAAGUUUUGACGACUCACUAUUCUCCGAAUGAACCAACGCGGUUGCUUGGCUUUAUUCCUGUUCCCUCCAAGCACAUCUACUGGGCAGAGCUGCUUCUCAUUCAGAUGCUGGUUCCCAAUGCAUCUUUUGUUGGUCACCUGGCCGGCAUUCUAGUGGGACUUGCUUAUAUAUGGGGACCUCUGAGGUUUUUCAUGGAUAUAUUUUUGCAGCCUCAAGGCAAGUCUUGUCAGUCAUCUCGGGCUCAGAGAACAUCAUUUAAUGCUCGGGGAAGCUCUGGCUAUAGUUAUGCCAGUCGAGCUUCUCCGUCUGCUCCAGCUUACGAUGAAACAGCAUACAGUUCAGCUACACAUUCCAGGAAUUACUAUUCUUAUACUGGUGGCUUGGAUGAAGAUGAGCAGUACCAGAGAGCUAUGCAGCAGAGCAUGAACGACAACCGCCAGACUCCAAACUCACAGGGUUUGCACCCAAACUUGGAUGAUCUGCGUUCAAGGAGAGCACAAUUCUACAGUUGA